Molecule: messenger RNA, 1321 nt
Organism: Gracilinanus agilis (Agile Gracile Mouse Opossum)
Lineage: Eukaryota; Metazoa; Chordata; Mammalia; Didelphimorphia; Didelphidae
Gene: TMEM18
Product: transmembrane protein 18
Exons: 5
Coding region: 34-453 (139 amino acids)
Cellular component (GO): nuclear membrane
Source: RefSeq, a predicted model, not a curated record
CAGUGCUAGGGCUCUUUGAUUUUAAUUGAGAAGAUGCAGCCACAGUCGCAACCUAUAUCGAUGGGAUUCCCUGGGGUGAUCACGCACACUGACUGGUCUGAGCCAUGGUUAUUGGGACUUUUAGCCUUCCACCUACUUUGUCUGUUGCUCACUUACCUUACUUUCCAACGAUAUCGACUUCAGAUUGGGCAUUUCCUGUGUUUGGUGACUUUAGUCUAUUCUGCUGAAUAUAUUAAUGAGCUGGCUGCUAUGAAUUGGAGGUUAUUUUCUAAAUACCAGUAUUUUGAUUCAAGAGGAAUGUUUAUUUCCAUGGUUUUUUCAGCUCCAUUGCUGUUAAAUGCUAUGAUCAUUGUGAUUACAUGGGUACGUAAAACUAUGACUGUAAUGACCGAGUUGAAGAUCUUGCAACAGAAAAGAAAAGCAGAAAGAGAAAAAAGGAAGAAAACAGAAUAAUGUAGAGUACCUUUUACAUUGAAUUUUCUAACAGUUAUCUUUGUUUCCAAUAUUUGUAUAUCAUGAAGUAGACUAUAUUGCAAUGGUACCUUUAGUAAGUUCAUGGUUUGAUGCAGACAUACAUUCUUUUAUUUGUCUUUACUAUGAUAGAGGAAAAUAUUCAAUUCAUUUAUUUAAUAUAAGUUCUAAUUUAAUUGUAAAUGAAACUAUAUUUCCUUCAGCUCCAAAAUUGUGUUAUGCCGAUUUAUCAUUAUUGAUACAGUCUAAAGAUAGCCCAAAUAACACACCAAGGUCUGUGAUUUAAACAUAUUAGUGUUCCCUUUGUACUGUAUCUGUAUUUGUUAUUUUAGAAAUUUGUUCUGAUUAUUAAGUUAUACACUAAUCAUUUAUGGCAGUAGUGUUGCUCAGCCAUUUAUAAGAAUCCCUGCUGGUCACCUACUGACUCAGAAGACCACAUGUUAACUUUAUCUGUGUUCUAUUGUAUUUUUUACUUAUUUUGUUAAAUAUUUUUCAGUUAUAUUUUAAUCUGGUUCAAGCACACUCAACAGUGUUAUGGGUUAGCUACGUGUUUGACACCUUAUUUAUGUGAUAAAACAUUCAAAAUAUUUUUCUCUUUAUAUCUAACAUUAAAUAAUGAUUUAUGGCAAAAUUAAUGGAAUCUGGUUUGACAUCUUCAGAAAAUGAUCUUAGUUUAAUGAAAUAUUCUUUAAAUUACAAUCUUAUAUCAUUUCCCCACAUAAACAGUUUCUGUAUAGAUUAUGUGAAACAUUGUGACCAAAUAAUCCUGUAUGAUAAAAUGAAUUGUCAUGAAAAUUUUAAAAUGUUGUUUAAAAUAUAUAUGUAUGCUUUUAUAAUAUUUAAAUUAAUA